GCACCAAAGUUUAAUCUGUGGCCUUAAACGACGCAGCUACCCAUUAAAAACCAUCAUCCUCUCCCACUACUGUGCCGUCGGGUCGUCCUCAGUUCUCAGCAUGGAGCCGCAACCUCAACCUCACAACAACUACGUUGCACUCAUAAUCGGCGUCACCGGAUUAACAGGAGUCAGCCUAGCCGAAGCCUUGAGCCGCCCUGAUUGUCUCGGUGGCCCUUGGAAAGUUUACGGCGCUUCGCGGCGUCCUCUUCCGGCAUGGUUCUCGCCCUCCCUCCUCCACCAUUACAUUACCUUGGACGCGCUGGACACCGAAGACACACGUGCCAAGCUCUCCCCGAUCGCCCAUGAGGUCACCCAUGUCUUCUGGGUCACCUUCCAGAUCCGAGAAGACGAAGAAACCAACGUCGCCAUGAACGGGACCAUGUUAACCAACGUGCUCAACGUCCUCAGGUCCUCUCCCUCGCCACGGCUCCACCACGUCACCAUCCAGACCGGCACCAAGCACUACAUGGGCCCCAUCAACGACCCGGUCCGUUCUCGCCACCUCGCCUCUCACGACCCGCCCUUCCACGAGUCCAUGCCCCGCCUCCCUUACCCGAACUUCUACUACGCGCUGGAAGACCUCGUCGCCUCCUACGCACCGUCCCUCACCUACUCCGUGCACCGUGCCUCCAUCAUCAUAGGCGCGUCAACAAGGAGCACACACAACGCUCUGCUUAUGCUGGCGGCUUACGCGGCCGUCUGCCGGCACGAAGGGUUGCCGUUUCGGUACCCGGGGACGAGGUACACGUGGGAGCAUUUCUGCGACAUGAUAGACGCAGGGGUCCUGGCGGAGCAACACGUGUGGGCGGCGGUGACGCCGCAGGCCAAAAACGAAGCGUUUAAUUGCACUAACGGUGAUUUCUUUACUUGGAAGAAGAUGUGGAAGGUGCUUAGCGAAGAGUUCGAUGUUGAGUUCGUGGAUUACAAGGAAGAAGACGACUUUGACAUAGUAGAGAUGAUGAGCCAUAAGGGUGAGGUCUGGGAGGAGAUAGUGGAGAAGCAUGGGCUUUACAAGACGAAGCUGGAGGAGAUAGCCUGCUAUCCUCCGUUCAAAGUGGUGGCGAAUUUCAAGUUUCAGCACGUAUCCAGUAUGAAUAAGAGUAAAGAGUUUGGGUUCUUGGGAUUCGCUGAUAGUUUCAAGAGCGUCAGGAAGUGGGUCGCAAGGCUCAGGCACAUGAAAAUCAUCCCUUAAAUUCCUGGGAAGAUCGAUUCCUAAUAUUCAUAGUUUGUGUUUCUGUUUUCAUGUUGAAUUUCUGAGAGUGAACUUGAUGCCAUUAGUUCAAAUAAGUAGUAAAAACAUGGUCUUGUAGGUUGAUUUGUCCCGGGUAACCAGAGAUAUCGAUCUCAAACGAAGCAAAAAUCUCCUGAGAGUGGUUCUUUCUGGCAAUGAGCAAGAGAAGUAGAAGACGAGUGAAGGUGCCGUAGUGCCUCCUAUGAACGAAUAAAAUCGUGCCAUGUGGAAGCCACUCCAAAUAUGGAAUGCGCAGCAGCUGAUGUGCCUCUACGCACCGUUUCAUCAAAGCUAGGAAGGAUCUAGCCGUUUGGUGACGAGCGUUCAUGACCGUUCCUUGAGACAAAUGAUGGUCUUCGCGCGGGCCGCCUAAUCUCCUUUUUAUUUCCCUCCCUGUUGGUGGUUUUUUUUUUUUUCCCCGUUGUUUCGUUUGUAUCCGCAACACGUUGAUUUUGGCUUUGUCUUAAAUGUCAUUACUUAAUUAGGUGCUUUAUAUAUAAACCGCAAA
Neltuma alba is the source of this 1781-nucleotide messenger RNA. Its product is annotated as 3-oxo-Delta(4,5)-steroid 5-beta-reductase-like. NCBI's taxonomy places the organism in Eukaryota, Viridiplantae, Streptophyta, Magnoliopsida, Fabales, Fabaceae. The coding region runs from base 101 to 1234 and encodes 377 amino acids. The record is from RefSeq and is a predicted model, not a curated record. The transcript has a single exon.